AUGUUUGCAUUCCUGCUUCUCCUGAAGUUCUGGACCAGGAAAAGCGCACUGGAAAGACUUGGGAUCCCCACAGUUGGGGGCAGCAGACAACAUACAAAGGACUUCGAGCGCUUGGUGGAAGAGGGGUACUACAAAGUACGUUUGUCCCGUGUUGGUCAAUUCUUUCCAAUCUCGUCGCAUCAUUCUGACCGAGUAUUGUCGACUGAACAACAGUAUCCACACUCGCCUUAUGCGAUCAAAACUCAAGGGUUGGAAUACGUUGUUUUCCCACCGGAGGCAUUCGAUGAAAUCAAGAAGCUCCCACCGCAUAUUGCAUCGGCACAAGACUUUUUCGUCAAAACCUACUUUGGGCACUACACCACGGCGGGGACCGAGACUCCCGCGUUGCUGAAGGCCAUCAGCGUGGACCUAGCACGAAGCAUGCCCCUGACGGUAGCGAGUCGGCAAGAGGACGCGAAAGCCGCGGCAGACGACGUCCUAGGAUUCUGCCCGGAAUGGAAAGAAGUCUCGCUCUUUCCCGCCGUGACAAGAAUGAUCGCGAUGACCAACGCCUGUAGCCUCGUGGGUAGGUCCCUCGCCCGGAGCGAGGGGUGGAUUGGACUAGUUAGUCGGUUCCCCUUCGAGGUAAUGGCUGGUACCUUUGCCAUCAGUGUGUUUCCGCGCUUUCUUCAACCCGUCCUGGCGCCCCUCAUCUUCCUCCCCGCUCUGGUCACCAAAUGGCGCAUGAAAUGGUCACUGCGCGGAGUGGUCCAACGAGACAUGCAGGAGUACCAGUCCACGUCCGACAAGAAGAUGCUGCUGACGCUGAAGGAGGACGGCAAAGUCCCCUUCACCGCCGCGCUCAUGACGCGGUACAAACCGAGCGAGGCCACAUUGUCUCAAUUGCUGCAUGACUACGUGACCGUCUCGUUCGAGUCCACCCCUUCGAGCACAGCGGCCUUGUACCUGAUUCUGAUGGAACUGGCCACCCGGCCACAGCUGGUCGAGGUCCUGCGACAGGAACUAAACGAGGUCAUGGUGGAUGGGAUGCUGCCAAGAACGCAUCUGGCCGAACUCCGGAAGAUGGACAGCGUGAUGAGAGAAUCGGCCCGAGCAAAUCCAUUCAGUCUCUUGGCCCUGUACCGUUUGCUCCGAGUUCCCACCAAGCUAUCAACGGGGCCAACCCUUCCUGCCGGAACUCUGAUCUGUGUGGAUGUGCACCACAUCCACACUUCGGAGGACCGUUGGACCAAGCCCCAGGACUUCGACGGUCUGCGGUUCCAUGAGAUACGAAAGACCCCAGGGAAGGAGAACACGUAUCAGUUUGUCAGCACAGGUGCCGACUCGCCCGGUUGGGGGGACGGGGCCAUGGCCUGUCCAGGGCGCAUGUUCGCCAACAGCACCCUCAAGAUUGCAUUGGCUCAUUUGAUCAUGCACUAUGACUUCCGAUUUGCCGAUGGCGAGGGGAAGCCAAUCAAAACCUCGCUUCCGAAUGGCUCUUGGAACCCCGGCUUGAAGGUUCGGGUUUUGUUCAAAAGUAGAAAGUGGGACGCGUGA
Aspergillus heteromorphus CBS 117.55 is the source of this 1536-nucleotide messenger RNA. Its product is annotated as cytochrome P450. Lineage: Eukaryota; Fungi; Ascomycota; Eurotiomycetes; Eurotiales; Aspergillaceae. The transcript is spliced from 2 exons. The record is from RefSeq and is a predicted model, not a curated record. Gene Ontology annotation, molecular function: monooxygenase activity; oxidoreductase activity, acting on paired donors, with incorporation or reduction of molecular oxygen; iron ion binding. Bases 1 to 1536 code for a protein of 511 amino acids.